GAUUUAAUUACAUGUUUCCAAUAAAUAGCUUUAGUGAUGACCUAUCACACAAAUAUGGUUUAGUUUAUGUAAAUUAUCGAUUCUUAUUGUGUGAAAUGUGACGCGUCACGGCUCUUAUUUGGGGCCAGCAAAAAAACAAAACAAACAAAAAAUAUUCGUGACGCAUCUCACCUUAAAAAUCAGACGUGCAUUUGCGCAACACAUUUACAUAAUGUCCUGGCACCUCCUUAUAUAAAUUGUCAGCACUAUGGCUUUAGAGCGAGUGCACAGUUUUCUCCAAAUUUGGGCAGAGCAGGAAAUCAAAUUUGGCAUCAACGCAAAGACUUAAUUAAAUAUAGUAUUUGAGAUAUAGGGGCCUAUUGAUUCAGCACGCAUCGAAUCGAUGAAGACGGACAGCAUAGUGCAGAAUAUUCCGUUCACCGGCAGAAAGCGGAGUCUGAUUGAAGAUGCCCAGCGGGAGCGAGAGAGCAGCUCGUCCUCUCCGGGCCCCUCGUGGUGUGGGGACAGCUUCGUGUAUGAGGAGCAGAAGAGCGGCAAAAUUACACUCAACAUCCUAUUUGCGCUCAGAAAUGAGAAAAAUGCGGGAUUAUUCAAGGCUGGCAAAGUCUUUGAGACUUUCCAAGCCAAGCUCCUUCACCUUGAGAGUCGACCGAGCAGAAAGUCUAAGAACAGCAGCACUGGAGAAGACCUGGAGUUCUUCAUGAGGUGUGAAGUGCACUGCUCCGACACCGACAUCUUCAUCAACUCCUUAAAAAGAGUUGCAGACGACGUGCGAAUAGUGCAAGAGGAAAAGAUUCCUUGGUUUCCAAAGAAGAUUGCUGACUUGGACAAAUGCAAUCAUCUGAUAACAAAAUAUGACCCUGAUCUGGACCAGGAUCACCCGGGUUUCAGUGAUCCAGAAUACAGAAAACGGAGAGGGCUCAUCACUGAAUUGGCGUUCAACUACAAGCAUGGUGAUCCUUUACCUGUUGUGGAAUAUACUCCAGAAGAGGUUGCCACUUGGAGGGAGGUCUUCAGAACUCUGGCCAGUCUCUAUCCGACUCAUGCAUGCAGACAGUUCCUAGAAGCUCUGGGUCAGCUAGAGAGUGAACAUUUGUACGGAGAAGACAGAAUACCUCAGCUGAGAGAAGUGUCCUCAUUUCUUAGAGAGAGGACAGGAUUUCAGUUGCGGCCAGUGGCGGGGCUGCUCUCUGCCAGAGACUUCCUAGCCAGUCUGGCCUUCAGGGUGUUCCAGUGUACCCAAUAUAUUCGUCACCCCUCAGCUCCAAUGCAUUCCCCUGAACCUGACUGCUGCCAUGAACUACUUGGACACAUCCCCAUGCUUGCAGACAAAGAAUUUGCUCAGUUUUCACAGGAGAUUGGACUUGCCUCACUUGGAGCAUCAGAUGAGGACAUUGAGAAACUUUCGACACUGUACUGGUUUACAGUGGAGUUUGGCCUCUGCAAGCAGAAUGGAACAGUGAAGGCCUAUGGGGCUGGCCUGCUGUCCUCCUAUGGAGAGUUAUUGUACGCCCUUUCAAAUGAGCCCCAAUACAAACCAUUCAACCCAGCUGAGACCGCAGUACAACCAUACCAGGACCAGUCAUAUCAGCCUGUGUACUUUGUGUCUGAGAGCUUUGAGGAUGCCAAGAAUAAGCUGAGGCAAUACUCAUCCACUAUACAGAAACCCUUCUCCAUUAGAUAUGACCCCUACACUAGCAGCAUGGAGAUUCUGGAUGAGCCCUCUAAGAUUCAGAAUGCAUUAGGGCAGAUGAGGGAUGACCUGAAGAUCUUGCAUAAAGCACUGGAGAGACUGGGACAGAAAUGAGCCAGAGUGGCUGAUUGAUCAUCAUAACAGCUACCAAUACAAAUAUGAGGAAUUUCACAUUUGCAGCCAAUGAACUGAUGAGUUUGGGUACAUUCUUCUGGAGUUGAAAUAAGAUACAAGAGGAACUUGUAUUUGUGUAUGUGUCAGCUUCACCAUUAUAUGUAAUGAACAGUUAUAUUG
This is a messenger RNA of Xyrauchen texanus (razorback sucker), 1987 nucleotides long. RefSeq names its product tyrosine 3-monooxygenase-like. Gene Ontology annotation, biological process: dopamine biosynthetic process from tyrosine. Bases 383 to 1807 code for a protein of 474 amino acids. The transcript has 12 exons. Lineage: Eukaryota; Metazoa; Chordata; Actinopteri; Cypriniformes; Catostomidae. Gene Ontology annotation, molecular function: tyrosine 3-monooxygenase activity; iron ion binding. The record is from RefSeq and is a predicted model, not a curated record. Gene Ontology annotation, cellular component: axon; cytoplasm; perikaryon.